ACGCGGUCGCCCGGGAAACGUUAGUCGGCAAAGACCGUCAAAAUAUCGAGAAGACUCAAGACAUCCAAAAAAUAACAAGUUUCAAUGGCGGAAAAAGACAGUAUCGCCAAGUUACAGUUCUCCUAGAGCUCUUUAUGCUUUAAGGAAUAAGAUUUUAUCCAAGGAACUGUGGAAUCCGUUCUAAUUUUGCGUGGAAACUUGAGCUAUGCAGAACGGGCGCGCGCGGAGCUCAAACCACAACAUGUCGAUGCCUAAAUCUCCGAGCGGGAGGAGGAUUAUUUCUCCUCGUUCACCUCAGUCUGCGGGACUAAGUUACCCAAAUAUCAAACAGAGAGGGUAUUACUCUGAUAUACUGGCCGAGGGUGCUGGAAAUGAUGUCACGAAUGUUGCCAUUGGCCCAUCUGCAUCGCAGAGUACUUUAUGGAAAGCCGCUAAGGUGAAACAUACACCUAAAGUGAACACGUUCAAGGGACCUGAUAAUGAAGAGGCUUUCAUAAAUGUAUUAAAGGAGCAACAGCAUGGACCAACAAGUGCUCCCGUCACAGUCUCUGACUUCCCCACCCAGGCGUGGGCUCCUAAAGUUCAGCUUCCUUACAAAGCAGAGAUGGGACAAGUUCCUAGAAAAAUUGAGAUUGAAAGACGGAAGAGGAUAUAUGCCAAGCAGGACAUUAACAAUCUUCUUGAAGAGUUUGGUGUCAACACGGGUGAUCUGAUGCCACGGGAAGACUACAACAUGUCUGUUAACCUAACAGGGAUGACCAAUGGUGACGUUGCCCCAUUCCCAUCAUUCCUCCCGCUGCACAUAUUUGAUGACACUGAGUAUGACACUCGCACCUCAGAAGAAUGGAUAAAUCUUGGAAUGACAGAUGGUGUGAGAAAACCUGUUCCUGGGAAAGCGCUCUUACCAACAGGAAAAGUAAAUGAUGGUAUCAAGGAAUAUGAGUGGCUGGAAGUUGGUGCCUUAAGCUAUGACAAGGGAAGUGAGCUCUUCCUGGUCCAGAUAGUCGGCACUGAUGGAUUGCAGCACAAUGUUGUUCCUGAGGAGAUAAAGGUCAGGGCACGGAUGACCAGCAACGAUGAGAAACCACCAACCAAGAAGAAAAAGAGGUUGAACACUGAGAGUCAGUUCAGCGUGCCAAGGAUUAGAGUGCUGUUUAAUGCAGAGGACCCAAUGGUGUUUGCUGAGAGAGUUGCCAAAGCCUUUGCUCUUCGCCGUGAGACAGAGGCCCUCCUUCGGUAUAAUCUCUACAUUGACUGCAUGCCUAUGGAUGGAGUCCCAAGAUUGGACAGCAGCUCUAUUGACAGGAUGGUGAACUGGGCCAGAGACACACGAACACUUCGCAAGGACGACAACCUUGAAGAGAAUGUUCGUCUGCUGUGUAAGGAGGUUCAGAUUGACUUUGCACGCAGCAUGAACAGGAUAACAUUUGACCGGGUGGUGUCAUCCAGCCCAGACCAGUACCCUUAUGUCACAAUACAGGAGGUUGAGCCAGAGGUGGUCCCAGAAAGAGGAUUCUUUCCAGAUGUCCCAGCUUACCCUUUUGAUGAAAAGUUUGAUAACUUUGCAUUCAACUCGCUUCUGACGCGCAAGGAAGCCAUUCUUGCCAUGGGUAAAGUUAUAACUGAGUGCAACAAGGUGUCACAGAUGUCAGUCUUCCAAGUACCAGUCACCAAGAGCAUGAAGCUGGAAGAGUUUGAGCAGACGCAGUCACAAGUUAGCUCCCAGGUGCAGAUCUUCCUGCGUGACAGCUGGUUGAACACCCUACGUACUGCCAUCCGCAGCAGCCUCAUGGAUGUGGGUAAAGGGUGGUUCAACAUGGAUGAGCGUAAUUGGGAGGUUUACAAGAUAUCCAAGCUAUCUAAGUUCAUGGAGCUUGUGAAGUUCGCCAUGCAGGACUCUUUGCGCUACCUGGUCCAGGACUCUUUAGCUGCCUUCACCAAUAUGAUCCUGGAUGCCUGCUGCAGUGUCAUUGACAUCCCAGAAGAGCUGGACUGGGGCACAGACAUUCUCAACAGUCCUUACAAACCCAAGAAGAAUGCGCUGUUUAUGCUGGACCUCACUAUUGACAAAGGCAUGGUGGCCUACAACACAGAACUUGAUGCAUUCGGCCGGACAGUCAUCACACUCUUUGACAAGGGCAUUAUAGCAACUAAGAAUGUCCCUCAACUGGAAAAGAUGGUAUUAGAGGGUCUGUUCUGGAGUGGUACCCCACUGCUUGAGUCAGUUGGCGAGAAUGAACCUGAGGUGGUGCGGUUGAGGGAGAAAGUGCGUCAUGCCAUCAUGAUGUCACUCAUACCACUAAAGGCGUACGCCAAGCAGUACGAGAAAUACCUGGAAUUACAGAACCUUGACAUCAAUCAGUACUUAGAGGAGUACGAUUCCCAGGAACACACAGCAGCGGAGGUAAAGCAGGAGAUCGAGCGACACCUGAAAGACAAGGAAGUGUUGGAAAACACCCUGCCUUCCAGUAUCGUGAUCGGCCCCUACUGGGUUCUUACAGAGUCGAUCAGGAAAAACCUGGCCAAGAAGCGGAAAGCACUUGCUGAUGCAGUCAUUGCCUUACUUGCCAAGAAGCUCAGAAAACAGGCAGAUGAGGUGUGCGAGGAGUUCAAGUUGAUUGCCCGCCGGCUGUACGACAAGCCCAACAGUAUUGAGGAGCUGGCGGAGCAGCGUGAAUACAUGAAGGGCAUCCCAGAGCUGCUCAAGAAGAACCAGGAGCUCAUUGAUAAGGCCAUGGUCGACUACGAACUUAUAGAGGAGUUCAACUACAACAUAUCUGCAGAAGACUUCUCUGCAAAAUGGACAUGUAUCAGCUGGCCUUACAAGAUUCAGCAGCAAAUGGACGCUACUGAGCAAGCCUUGGAUGCGGACGAAGAGCGAUUCCAGAAGAACCUGCUAUCAGACCAAAACACAUUCCAGGACCGACUGGAUUCGCUUAACAUGGCCGUGGCUGGCUUUGCCGCUCACACAGACAUUAGUAAGGCUCAUGAGGUGGCAAACGAAGUCCGUCGACUUGUGAAACAGCUGAAGGAAUGCCAGACCCUGGCACAUACCUACAACAACAGAGAGAGGCUAUUCAACAUGCCUGUCACUUCGUACGAGAAGCUAGGCCGUCUCAUUAAGGAGUUUGAGCCAUUUAAGAACAUGUGGCUAACAGCGUCCGACUGGCAAAAAUGGCAUGACAGCUGGAUGAAUGACCCAUUGACAACCAUUGAUGCAGAACAGCUUGAGCAGAACGUGAACAACUCAUUCAAGACCAUCUUCAAAUGUUACAAACACUUUAAGGAAAUACCAGCUUGCCAGCAGGUCGCGUAUGAAGUACGUGAGAAGAUAGAGGCGUUCAAGCCCUACAUCCCUCUUAUCCAGGGUCUGCGUAAUCCUGGCAUGAGGAGCCGUCAUUGGGAACAGCUGUCCAAGGAGCUUUGUUUCCCUGUGGUCGCUAAUGCCCAGCUGACGUUCACUAAGUGUCUUGAGAUGGGCUUACAGGACCACACAGACAUUAUAGCCAAGAUUGGGGAGAUCGCAGGGAAAGAAUACUCAAUCGAGCAGGCUUUGGACAAGAUGGAGAGCGAGUGGAAGCCCUUGUUACUUGAUAUCUUGGCUUACAAGGAGACAGGCACGUUCAUCAUGAAGGUCAGCGACGACUGCUCGCAGUUGCUUGAUGACCACAUCGUGAUGACACAGAGCAUGAGCUUCUCGCCCUACAAGAAGCCCUUUGAAGACCGCAUCACUUCAUGGGAAGGCAAACUCGUUAUGACACAGGAUGUAAUGGACGAAUGGCUUCAGUGCCAGAGGAAUUGGUUGUAUCUGGAGCCCAUCUUCAGCUCGGAGGAUAUCAACCGUCAGCUCCCAGUAGAGAGCAAAAGAUACCAGACCAUGGAAAGAAUCUGGAGAAAGGUCAUGAAUGCUGCCAAGUCAAACCCUCAGGUGAUAUCGCUGUGCCCAGAUGCAAGGCUUCUUGAGAGUCUACGGGAGUGUAACAAGCUGCUUGAGCAGGUGCAGAAGGGCCUUAGCGAGUACCUCGAGACCAAGCGCACAGCCUUCCCACGGUUCUACUUCCUCUCGGAUGACGAGCUGCUGGAGAUUCUGUCCCAGACCAAGGACCCGACUGCCGUACAGCCCCAUCUAAGGAAGUGCUUUGAGAAUAUUGCCAAGUUGAAGUUCGAGGAAGACCUUCGUAUCUCUUCCAUGUUUUCCGGAGAAGGGGAGAACGUUGAUUUCUCCACAGAUCUUUACCCGACAGGCAACGUGGAGGAUUGGUUACUGGAGGUGGAAAACACCAUGAGAAACAGCUUACGGGACACGCUACGCAAAGCGCUGGAGCUUUACCCAACGGUACCACGUACUGAGUGGGUUCUACAGUGGCCAGGACAAGUAGUCAUUGCUGGAUGUCAAACGUUCUGGACCAGAGAGGUGACAGAAGCUUUGCAAGAAAACAGUCUGGGCGAGCUCAACACUGCUUUGCGCAACCAGCUGAACGACCUGGUGACACUCGUGAGAGGUGAUCUCUCAAAACUUGCGCGACUCAUCCUGGGCGCGCUUAUCGUCAUUGAGGUACACGCCUGUGAUGUGGCGGGCAAGAUGGUGGAAGAGGGAGUUCAGUCUGCUAAUGACUUUGAGUGGAUCAGCCAGCUCAGAUACUACUGGGAGGAAGACAAUAUGGUCAUCCGCGCCGUCAACGCCCAAUUCGACUACGGCUAUGAGUACUUGGGUAACACCGGUCGUCUUGUCAUUACCCCUCUAACUGAUCGCUGCUAUCUGACUCUCACUGGAGCUCUUCAUCUCAAGUUCGGAGGUGCUCCAGCAGGUCCUGCUGGCACCGGCAAGACUGAGACUACCAAGGAUUUGGGUAAAGCGAUGGCUGUACAGUGCGUAGUGUUUAAUUGCUCUGAUCAACUCGACUUCAUGGCGAUGGGCAAGUUUUUCAAAGGAUUAGCCAGCGCCGGUGCAUGGGCGUGCUUUGAUGAGUUCAACCGUAUCGACGUGGAGGUGUUAUCUGUCGUCGCACAGCAAAUCUCCACCAUACAGCAAGCUCUGGAAGCCAGGGUCGAGCGGUUCAUGUUUGAGGGAGUAGAGCUUAAUCUAAAGCCCAGCUGUGCUGUCUUUAUCACUAUGAACCCUGGAUAUGCCGGACGUACAGAGCUUCCUGACAACCUGAAGGCGCUGUUUCGUCCUGUCGCCAUGAUGGUACCGAACUACGCUCUUAUUGCUGAGAUCAGUCUUUUCUCGUUCGGUUUCUCUGAGGCUAAAGGUCUAGCUAAGAAGAUCACAACUACCUUCAAGCUGUCGUCGGAACAGCUCAGCUCACAGGACCAUUAUGAUUUCGGCAUGCGAGCAGUCAAGACUGUCAUCUCUGCAGCAGGAAACUUGAAGAGAGAGGCGCCUGACAUGAGCGAGGAGCUAAUCGUGUUACGUGCGAUCCGUGACGUGAACGUGCCCAAGUUCUUGCAGGAUGACUUAAAGUUGUUCCGUGGUAUCGUCUCUGAUCUCUUCCCACAUGUCAAGGAACAACCUAUCGACUAUGGUGUAUUGGAGGACUCCAUUCGCAAGACCUGCCUGAAGACCGGCCUUCAAGAUGUUGAUGGUUUUGUCACCAAGUGUAUCCAGCUUUACGAGACAACAGUGGUCCGUCAUGGCUUGAUGUUGGUGGGCCCUACUGGAUCCGGUAAAACCCAAUGUUAUGAGGUACUCAAGAAGGCCAUGACGGCCCUGAAAGGUCAGAAGUCACCUGCAGGCAACGAGUUCGAGGAAGUCCACACGUUUGUACUUAACCCCAAGUCUAUCACUAUGGGGCAGCUCUACGGAGAGUUUGAUCUACUCACUCAUGAAUGGACGGAUGGUAUCCUCUCCUCUAUGAUCCGUGGUGGGUCAUCAAGCUCCACGCCUGAUCUCAAGUGGUACGUGUUUGACGGUCCCGUGGACGCUGUCUGGAUUGAGAACAUGAACACAGUGCUGGAUGACAACAAGAAGCUGUGCCUUACCAGUGGAGAGAUCAUCAAGCUCUCAGAGGUGAUGACCAUGAUGUUUGAGGUGCAGGAUCUGGCCGUAGCCUCACCCGCUACUGUCAGCCGCUGCGGUAUGGUGUACCUUGAGCCCAGUAUACUUGGGUUGUCACCAUACGUGGUGUGCUACCUCAAACGCCUACCAGAUGCCAUCUUCGACUACAAGGACAAGUUGCAAGCCCUGUUUGACGGCUUCUUGGAGAGCUCAUUGAAGUUCAUAAGGGAUAAUGUGAAAGAGUAUGCACCGACUGUGGACAGCAACUUGACAUGCAGUUUAAUGAGACUUUUGGACUGCUUCUUCCAACCAUUUGUACCCAGGGAGGGUCAGACGAUAUUACCAGAGAAGCUUGCUUUGAUCGAGCAGCUCAUUGAACCGUGGUUCAUCUUCUCACUCAUCUGGUCCGUGGGCGGGACUACAGACAGCGACGGCAGAAAGAAAUUCAGCGAGUUUUUGCGCAAGAAAAUGAAAGAGGAAAAGAUUGCGAUGCCAUUCCCCGCCCAGGGCCUCGUCUUUGACUACCGGCUUAUGGACGGUGGAGCAAGCAGCAGUGAUGAUGACGAUGAGGAGGAGAGCAAGAAAUCUGACACGAUCAAAUGGUGUAACUGGAUGGAGGGUAUUUCCCAAGUCAAUAUUAACCAGGACAUGCGCUACUCGGAUAUCAUCGUACCAACCCUGGACCUGGUCAGAGGCUCCUUCAUCUUGGAAAAGCUGGUCACCAACCACAAGAAGGUUCUGUGCGUGGGUCCUACUGGAUCAGGAAAGACUCUUGCCAUCUCUGAUAAGCUACUUAACAAGAUGCCGCACGCAUUCCUCUCGCAUUUCAUCAAUUUCUCGGCAAGGACAUCUGCUAAUCAGACACAGGAUAUUAUCGACGGCAAGCUGGACAAAAGACGUAAGGGCGUUUUCGGCCCACCUCUCGGGAAAUAUUAUGUCCUGUUUGUGGAUGACCUCAACAUGCCUGCUUUAGAAGUGUACGGAGCCCAGCCUCCUAUAGAGAUCCUCAGGCAGUACUGUGAUCACAAGGGCUGGUACGACAGAAAGGCCAUAGGUGUCUUCCGUGAGCUUGUGGACAUCACCUUUGUGUGCGCUAUGGGCCCCCCUGGGGGUGGGCGUAAUCCGGUCACACCACGCUUCCUACGCCACUUUAAUCACUUGUCCUUCACGGAACUCGAGGAUUCCAGUAAACAAAAUAUCUUCAGCUCUAUUCUCAAGUCGUGGCUAGAUAGGAAUGUCAGGUUGUCACGAUCCACAGUAAACUACACCGGUGAGGGGAAGGACCUACUGAAUAACGCACUUGUUAUGGGAACACUGUCGGUUUAUAACACUGUCAUAACACAGCUGUUGCCAACGCCGGCAAAGAGCCACUACACGUUCAAUCUGCGUGACCUGUCCAAAGUGUUCCAGGGCAUCCUUAUGGCACUUCCGGAGAAGCUGGAGCAGAAGGUGGACCUGUUGCGACUGUGGUAUCACGAGAACUGCCGGGUGUUCCAGGACAGGCUGGUCAAUGAUGAAGACAGGCUCUGGUUCAAUGAUCUAAUGAAGGAAAAGCUCCAGAGUGGCUUUCAGCUGAGUAUGGACGAGGUCGUGGGGGAAUCACCUAUGAUCUACGGGGACUUCAUGAUCCCUAGCGCGGAGAACAGAAUCUAUGCCGAGAUCACUGACUACAACAAAAUGGUUAAGAUCCUGGAGGAAUAUCUGGAGGACUACAACCAAAUCAACACGGCACAGAUGAAGCUGGUUUUGUUCAGUGAUGCAGUUAGGCAUCUGGCGCGCAUUGGCCGCGUCAUUCGUCAACCCCUCGGCAACGCGCUGCUGCUCGGUAUGGGAGGCAGCGGACGCCAGAGUCUUACAAGACUAGCGGCACACAUGGCAGAGUAUGAGUGCUUCCAAAUCGAGUUAGCCAAGAACUAUGGUGUCGCCGAAUGGCGCGAGGAUCUGAAGAAGAUCCUGCUGAAAGCUGGAGUCGAAAACAAGUCCAUGGUGUUCCUCUUUAGCGAUACACAGAUCAAAAGUGAGACUUUCUUGGAAGAUCUGAACAAUGUUCUGAAUGCGGGAGAUGUGCCGAACAUCUUCGCCAUGGAUGAGCUGGACAAUAUUUACACUUCUAUGAAACCAGUCGUGCAAGACGAGGGCAUGCAGCCAACUAAAGCCAACCUGUACUCAGCCUUUACCAAGCGAGUCAAGUCUAACACGCACUCGGUCAUUUGCAUGAGUCCUAUUGGUGAGAUAUUCCGUGCCCGCUUGCGUCAGUUCCCUUCUCUCGUGAACUGCUGCACCAUUGACUGGUUCUCGGCGUGGCCAGCUGAGGCGCUUCGAUCCGUUGCCUCUUAUUUCCUCAACGAGAUCCCAGAGCUUGAGGACUCGGGCUCCACAAAUGGAUUGGUGUCGAUUUGUGGUGUAAUCCACCAGUCAGUAGCUGACAAGUCAAUCCAGUACCUGGCCGAGCUGUCCAGACAUAACUACGUUACACCCACCAGCUACCUGGAGUUGCUUGGAACCUUCCGUAAGCUGAUCGGAGUGAAGAAGUCUGAGCUGCAAAACGCACGCAACAGGACCAAGACUGGAUUAGAUAAGUUGCUGCAUACGGCAGAAGAGGUGGUGAAGUUACAAGAAGAGUUGGAGUCAAUGCAACCUCUACUGGCCCAGGCUGCCAAGGAGACAGUCGAGACGAUGGACCAGAUCAAAGUGGACUCUGUUGUAGCCAAUGAGACCAAGACAGUAGUGCAGCGGGAAGAAGCAGAGGCGGCCAAGAAGGCAGCUGAGACGCAAGCUAUUGCAGAUGAUGCUCAGAGAGACUUGGACGAAGCUCUGCCGGCAUUAGAGGCUGCUCUUGCCAGCUUGAAAUCACUUAACAAGACCGAUGUAGUAGAGGUCCGUGCAUUGCAAAGGCCCCCCCUCGGUGUCAAGAUCGUCAUAGAAGCAGUCUGUAUCAUGAAGGGCGUCAAACCCAAGAAGGUUGCUGGGGAAAAGGUCGGUACUAAGGUGGAUGAUUAUUGGGAGCCAGGAAAAGCACUCCUGCAGGAUCCUGGCAAGUUUAUUGAGAGUUUGUUCAAAUAUGACAAGGACAACAUCCCUGAUGCAGUCAUUACGAAGAUCCAACCUUACAUCGAUAUGGAGGACUUUACACCAGCUGCUAUAGCCAAGGUGUCCAAGGCUUGUACGUCCAUCUGUCUAUGGGUCCGUGCUAUGCACAAGUAUCACUUCGUCGCCAAAGGCGUUGCACCAAAAAGAGCCGCAUUGCAACAAGCUACUGAGGAAUUGGCGGAGACUCAGCGUGUACUUGACGCAGCUAAAGCGCGGUUGACCGAAGUUGAGGAAGGAAUAGCAUCCCUUCAGGCGAAAUAUGAGGAAUGCAUCAGUAAGAAACAGGAGCUGGAAUUUAAGACGGAACAGUGUACAGCCAGACUUGGGAGAGCCGAGAAGCUUAUUGGUGGUCUCAGCGAUGAGAAGGUCCGUUGGCGGGAAGCAGUUGAGGUGUUUGAUGGACAGAUUGUCAAUAUUAUUGGUGACGUCAUGAUUUCGUCGGGUUGUAUCGCGUAUCUCGGCACCUUCACGGGCGAAUAUCGUAACAGUAUGGUCGAGGACUGGCUGAAGGAGCUACAGGACCUUGACGUACCACACUCUGACCUGUGCUCACUCGUCUCCACUCUCGGGAACCCUGUGGAUAUAAGAAACUGGCAGAUCGCGGGGUUACCACGUGAUAAUCUUUCUGUGGAGAACGGUGUCAUAGUGCAAAACUCACAGCGAUGGCCUCUUUUCAUCGAUCCUCAAGGGCAGGCCAACAAGUGGAUCAAAAACUUUGAAAAAGAAGCUGGUCUAGAUGUAGUAAAGCUGACAGACCGUGAUUUCCUGAGGAGUCUUGAGAAUGCUAUCAGGUUUGGCAAGCCUUGCCUGCUGGAAAACGUGGCCGAGGAACUUGACCCCGCUCUGGAACCGAUUCUUUUGAAGCAGACGUUCAAGCAGUCAGGAAGCACUGUCAUCAAGCUUGGAGACGCAAUUAUCCCGUACCAUGACGACUUUAAAUUCUACAUCACAACCAAGCUUCCCAACCCGCACUAUACCCCAGAAGUGUCGACCAAAGUCACAAUUGUCAACUUCACGCUCUCACAAAGCGGCCUAGAAGACCAGAUGCUUGCCCUUGUGGUGGCCGAAGAGCGCCCCGACCUCGAGGAAGCCAAGAACCAGUUGAUUAUUAGCAAUGCCAAGAUGAAGCAAGAGUUGAAGGAGAUCGAAGACAAGAUCUUGCACAAGCUCAGCGCCUCCGAGGGUAACCCUGUGGAUGAUAUAGACCUUAUCGCUACUCUGGAAGCUUCUAAGGCCAAGUCUGGAGAAAUUAAGGCGAAAGUCGUGAUUGCAGAACAAACGGAGAAGGACAUCGACGUAACCCGGUCCCAGUACAUCCCCGUCGCUGUUAGGACAGGGAUCCUGUUUUUCUGCACAAAUGACCUGGCUAACAUAGACCCUAUGUACCAGUACUCCCUUGAGUGGUUUGUCUCCAUCUUCCUCAACAGCAUCGCUAAUGCUGAUAUAUCAGACUCUGUUGACACGCGUAUCCAGAACAUCAAUGAGUACUUCACAUUCAGCUUGUACUCCAAUGUGUGCCGGUCCAUGUUCGAGAAGGACAAAUUGCUGUUCUCUUUCCUUGUCUGUGUUCGCAUUCUGAUGAAUGAAAACAAGAUUAACAUGGACGAGUGGCGCUUCUUAUUGGCUGGCGGUACUGCCGUACCUAAGGACCACCCCAACCCUGCCCCUGACUGGUUGUCUGAGAGGGCCUGGGGAGAGAUCCUUAAAAUACCAGUGUUGCCCAAGUUCGCAGCAUUUGCUGAAGACUUCUCUAACCACAUUGAAGAGUACAAACGCAUGUUUGAUAGCGCAGAUCCGCAUAGGGAAGUGUUGCCUGAACCAUGGAAUAGCGACUUGGACAUGUUCCAGAAGAUGUUAGUACUCAAAUGUCUUCGCGUAGAUAAGGUCACUAACGCCAUGCAGGACUUUGUGGCGGAGAACCUGGGACAACGCUUUAUUGAACCUCAGACGGCCGAUCUCUCUGCUGUGUUUAAAGACUCCUCGCCCUCUACACCGCUGAUCUUUGUGCUGUCCGUCGGCACGGAUCCUGCAGCUGAUUUAUACAAGUUCGCCGAGGAGAUGAGAUUUUCCAAGAAACUCAACGCUAUCUCCCUCGGACAGGGCCAGGGUCCUCGCGCAGAAGCCUUGAUGAGGUCCGCCAUGGAGCGCGGCAAAUGGGUCUUCUUCCAGAACUGUCACCUUGCUCCAAGCUGGAUGCCCACGCUUGAACGGCUUAUUGAAAACAUCGACGCUGAUAAGGUCCAUCGUGACUUCCGUCUAUGGCUGACCAGCAUGCCUAGCCCGAGGUUCCCUGUGUCCAUCUUACAGAAUGGAUCAAAGAUGACGGUGGAGCCGCCAAGAGGAAUCAAGGCAAACCUUCUGAGGUCAUACGUAGGCUUCAGCGAUGACUUCUACAAGACCUGCAGUAAGGAGGUCUUCAAGCCACUACUGUUCUCGCUCUGCCUCUUCCACGGUGUUACACUUGAAAGGAGGAAGUUUGGUCCACUUGGGUUUAAUAUUCCGUACGAGUUUACCACCGGCGAUCUGCGUAUUUGCAUCAGCCAACUGAGCAUGUUCCUAGACGAGUAUGAAGGCAUUCCAUUCAAGGUACUUAAGUACACGGCAGGUCACAUCAACUAUGGCGGUCGUGUCACGGAUGACUGGGACAGGCGGUGCAUCAUGACCAUCCUGGACAGCUUCUACUCUCCCAAUGUAGUAGAAAGCCAGCACAAAUUUUCCAUUUCUGGUAUUUACCACAGCCUACCCGACUCGACUGACCACGAGGGCUAUGUCCACUACAUCAGAAGUCUGCCCAUCAACGAUACACCCGAAAUCUUCAGCCUUCAUGACAAUGCCAACAUCACGUUCGCACAGAACGAGACUUUUAACCUGCUUCAUGGCAUUCUUAAGAUGCAGCCUAAGGCGUCCACAGGCAAAGGGCGCUCGCGAGAAGAGGUGAUGGAAGAGACUGCUAAAGGGAUCUUAGAACGUGUUCCCCAGCCAAUCCCUCUAGGCCCCCUGAUGGAGAAGUACCCCGUUAGGUACGAAGAGUCCAUGAACACGGUGCUCGUGCAGGAGGUUAUCCGCUACAACAAGCUGCUGGUGACCGUCAGACAGACGCUGAACGACUUGCUCAAGGCACUCAAGGGUCUCGUGGUCAUGUCUCAGGCUCUAGAAACCAUGUCGAACAGUCUGUUUGACAACAGUGUGCCAGAUCUUUGGGCGGGCAAGGCAUAUCCUUCACUUAAACCUCUAGCGUCGUGGGUGCUUGACUUGGUGGCGCGGAUUCAGUUUGUCCAGAAAUGGAUUGACAAUGGCAUACCCCCGGUAUUCUGGAUAUCCGGGUUCUUCUUCCCACAAGGCUUCCUCACCGGCACCCUUCAGAACUUUGCUCGUGCUUACUCCAUAUCAAUCGACAUCAUCGCCUUUGAUUUCGAGGUUCUUAAGCAACAAGAAGAUGAGCUAAAGACUCGGCCUAAGGACGGAUGCUACAUCCGGGGAUUAUUUCUAGAGGGAGCUCGCUGGGACACAGAGAGUCAUGAGCUUGCCGAAUCCCGACCAAAAGAGCUCUUCACUGAUAUGCCGAUCAUCUGGCUCAAACCUGCCGCCAACCGCGAGAAACCUUCUUCUGGCAUUUACGACUGCCCCGUCUAUAAGACACUCACUAGAGCGGGAACUCUUUCAACUACUGGCCAUUCGACGAACUUCGUGCUGUCUGUAGAAAUCCCGAGUGGUAAGCCCCAAGACCAUUGGAUCAAACAGGGCGUGGCACUCAUGUGCGCCCUGAACUACUGAUCGCAUUUCCUGGUUUAAUGCCGAGUAGUCUAAUAUAAUCUGCGUCGCUUCCAUGCAUUCCACACCUUAGUAGUUGUAAGCAGUAACGCUAGCUCCAUUGCCAUGUAUGGUUUUACUGACUAACUUAUUAAAGAAUUCUACAUGUUUUAGAAUUGUACAAAGCAAUAAAAAUAAAUUUUAUGUUUGGUA
This is a messenger RNA of Nematostella vectensis (starlet sea anemone), 13051 nucleotides long. RefSeq names its product dynein axonemal heavy chain 1-like. Gene Ontology annotation, cellular component: dynein complex. The transcript is spliced from 82 exons. Gene Ontology annotation, biological process: microtubule-based movement. The record is from RefSeq and is a predicted model, not a curated record. The coding region runs from base 206 to 12862 and encodes 4218 amino acids. NCBI's taxonomy places the organism in Eukaryota, Metazoa, Cnidaria, Anthozoa, Actiniaria, Edwardsiidae. Gene Ontology annotation, molecular function: dynein light intermediate chain binding; minus-end-directed microtubule motor activity; dynein intermediate chain binding.